AUGUGUUGCUGUCAUUACUAGUAAACUUUUCUGCAAGAAGAUUGAGAGACUGUUUGAUCCAGAGUACCUAAAUCCAGAUUCUCGAGGAAAUGCAGCAACAUUAUACAGGUGCUGUUUAUGUAAAAAGCUGCUAACUAAAGAAACUGAAAGAAGAAUUCCUUGCGUACCAGGAAAAAUCAACAUAGAUCAACAUGGAAAUAUUGUCUAUGUUCAUAUAAGAGACAAAACCUGGGAAGUUCACGAGUAUUUAAUUGGCCUUCAUGAGGAACUGAAAUCUUGGCGGGAUGUUUAUUGGCGUCUCUGGGGGACUGUCAAUUGGUUGACCUGCUCAAGAUGUAAUCAAUCUUUCCUGUGUACUGAAUUCUCCCAUUGCCAGUACCAUUCGCAGCCAGUUCUUUAUCCAGGUGUAGCAAGUGCUCUGGGCUCACCUGGGACAGGAGUAUAUCCAUGCUGUAACCAAAAAGUACUUCGAUUUGAUCCUACGACCCUCCCAAAGGGCUGCAAAGUGAGGGAUCACAUGGUUGAUUUACCUUCAGGAAAAGAAGAUGGGGAUUCCUUGCCAUCUCAGACUACUAAAAUAUUGAAUGAUCUGCUUUAUCAUAGAGAUGUUAUUGUUGUUCCUUUCACUAAGGAUGAGAAUAGUGAUUCUGGUAUUGGGCUGUGUGAUGAAAAAGGCAUUGAAUGUGAUGCGCUUGUAGAACCAAAUACGCCAUGGGGUCCCAAAACUGGAGAAAUCAAUGCUUUUCUUUCUUUGAAGAACUGGACUUUACAGCUGAAACAGCAGUCAUUGUUAUCUGAAGAGGAGGAGUAUACCACUGGCUCAGAGGUCACUGAGGAUGAAGUGGGGGAUGAAGAAGAAAUAUGCAGGAAACCAGGGAGAAAGGAGAAAUCAAAGAAAUCCUACAAGCACCCAAAGAAAGUGAUGUCUUCACCUAGUAUUCAGAAAAAGGAGAAGCCAGCUGAAAAGUCAAGUUCCCGAGAUGCAUCUCCAUUCGUUGUGAGUAUGCAGCAGAAUAAGUGGGAUGCCUCCAGGUCACUAAGAUUCAACCAAGAUGCUCAAAGAGAAGAUGAUCAGAGAAGAAUGUCUGAGAUUACAGGGCACUUAAUAAAAAUGAGACUAGGAGACCUUGAUCGAGUCAAGUCAAAGGACAGCAAAGAAUAUGCAGGAGGCAUUUAUUCUAGACUUGAAGCUCAGAUAAAGGCUUCAGCGCAGAUCAGUGCACGACAAAACAACGCUGAGAAGAAUGUCAGGUCAAAAUCCCGUUUUGGUCAAGGCCGUCCAACAUAG
This is a messenger RNA of Mesitornis unicolor (brown roatelo), 1288 nucleotides long. It is a transcript of the gene SANBR, whose product is annotated as KIAA1841 ortholog. The transcript has 14 exons. Lineage: Eukaryota; Metazoa; Chordata; Aves; Mesitornithiformes; Mesitornithidae. The annotation marks the transcript as partial. The record is from RefSeq and is a predicted model, not a curated record.